Varroa destructor (honeybee mite) is the source of this 2734-nucleotide messenger RNA. Its product is annotated as lisH domain-containing protein ARMC9-like. The record is from RefSeq and is a predicted model, not a curated record. Gene Ontology annotation, cellular component: ciliary basal body; ciliary tip; centriole. NCBI's taxonomy places the organism in Eukaryota, Metazoa, Arthropoda, Arachnida, Mesostigmata, Varroidae. Gene Ontology annotation, molecular function: protein binding. Gene Ontology annotation, biological process: cilium assembly.
AUGGACGGCUUAGGUCUAGUUGCUCCAAGAGUAGCUUCGUGCAAGGUUGGUCUUCAGGAUGAUCUUUUACUGCACUUCGCAGCUGGGGACGAAAGUCGGUUCUUCCUGACGUGGAGUAGCCAUCUAAACCCUGCUAUCCUUAGCUCAUCAAAGGAUCUCCUCGCCGAAGCCACCGAUCUCGAACUAGAGCUCAGGGUUCACUUCGCAGUACAUCCCCAGCGUUGUGAUUCAACUGAUAAACUGAGGUGCGAGGAAGCCAUGCUACGUUUCCGUACCUUUCUCGAGUCCAGAGGCAGUGCCAUGAGCGAAUCCUCGCCGCAUUUGCACUAUUACGCACUGCCUUACGUCAGUAAACUGCGCGAACACCAGACGUUCGGAAGGAUCUUCAACGAGGAAUGGCUAGAGACACUACGAAAGCGAUUGGAAAGCUUCAUAGAUGAUGCGUUUCAUCUGGUCGAGUUGAAUACGGCUAAAACGAAGCCCUCAAGACUAUCGUACCUCUACCACUGUGCGGACAUCGAAUUGAACGGUAACUAUCAAGUUAUGGGACCAGUCACGUAUAUUCGCGCGGAGAUGUCAAUUUUGGAGCGUCGACUCGCCGAGGCGCUGGCACAAAACUCUCUAACGACCCGACAGCUUCUCCGGCUCGAAGAGGAACAUCAGCGUCUUAUGAGCGUCACUGGCGAAUUGAUUAGCGCGCUCGAAAGCGCCAUUCAAGGACGCACGGUGGACAUGGCUAAUAUCCUCGAUUACUGCGGGAGGGAGGUGCCCACACUUCUCACUCAAAUCAGCAACAGGACUGGGGUUGGCAACAAAUUCGGUCUCGAUUUUACCGAUGAAAUAAAGGCGAUAGAUAUAACGGAAACCGAAGAUAAACCACCCCUGCGACUGGUUGCCUACGAGCUAAACUAUCAGCUUAUAAAGAAUGAAUUACUUCGAGGAGAUAUGGAUACGAAAUGCCGUCUCAUCCAAGCUUUAAGAUGGCAACUGACAAAAUGUAGAAGCCCGGAAAGGCGUCAUUCAACCCUGAUGGCGUUCAUUUCGCACGACCUGCUCGGGUGUUUCAAACGCCAGUCGGAGUAUGCAACGAGAUUACUGCAUCUGCUGCGAUCACCUUCGAGCAAGCUUCAGCAGGGUCUCUGCCGACUUCUAAAUGCGUUUGCCUCAUUCAGAAAGGGUCGCGCCUACCUAGCACGAAACACUCAGCUAGUCGUUGUCAUGGCAGACGCUCUUGUCCACGAACAACUGGACAACACAGCUCGUGAUAUGAUUAUCGCUUCGUUACAGAAGCUUAGUCUCAGGCGACCGCUGGUAAUAAUCAUGGUUGACAGUGGUACAAUGGGAUGGCUGCUGCGAACGUUGCCUGAAGGUCAAAGUUGCGAUGUAAACUCAGAGGUGCGGGGCAAGGGUUUAGGACCCUACGGCUUCGAGUAUGCCGCUGCCCUUUUCAUGAAUCUUUGUCUUAGCCCACACGGACGUCAGGAAUGUGCCAAGCAGCCAGACGUCACACUCGACGUUAUUAUGGAUUUAUACGACCGUAAUUUACCAGAGAUACUUAUGUACUUAAACGGAGCUCUCUACAGCCUCAUCAGCAAUUCAACGCUUCUGCAAGAAGCAAAAGCGCGGAUAUUCAGCGAGAAGCUCCGAAAAAUACAACAGGGAUCAUCUGAUGAAAUUUCCCAUCAGAUCGGGUGCAUCCUCGAAAAGCUGGAAAACGCCGACUCAGCGGAGGAUACGAAAGAAAAGGACAGCGGAGAUGAGAAGAAUAUGUUGGAAGAAGAUGAAACAGCCGUACAGGACGAUGAAGUCGAGACGGAAAUCGAUCAGGGCGAGCCGUCAUCAAGAGGAGAUGCGCACAGCGGAGAAACCCUUCUGUGGAAAUUGUAUACUUUACCAGGCGCGAAACUCAACGUAGCUCAUAUUCCCGAUGGGCAGCGACGUUCAAUCAGUACAGGCUCACGAAGUAGAGGUCGGCGACAAGCUCAAGCCGCUAACCCGAUGCCUCAUGAUGGAGGCGAUGAAAGAAAAUCACGUUUGUCCGGCAGAGAAUCUUCGUCACCUCCUGAGUUUCCGGCAAUCUUGAAAUUCAUGGCGCACUCUACUGGUGAUCGCAGUCCCCUCAACGUUGCUCCAUCGGCAUCAACGGUCAACGUGCUGCACGUGGCGCCUGCCGCUAGAAGCAUCCCAACUACUGCUACUGUAGCAGAUAACAUAACGUGCCCAACUCUAGGCGGUUCUCCAAGCGAAACUGGGCCUGAGCACGUGUGUCUUCCGGAGAUUCUUAAUAGUCCUCAGGCAUUGGAAAGUCUUCAGCCGGAGGCAGUGUUUGCUGCACGACCGAAAGUACCUCGAACGCCUGAAAAUAGCCGAAGAUAAUCCACUGUUUUUCUUCUUCCAUUGAUAUGACAAUUUAUAACCGUGGUCGGCCUAAGACUGACUUUAAAGCGGCUGACGGAAGCAGAACGAAUAGCCCCCGCAUGGCGUAUAGAAAAUUUAAAUUAUACAAUAUAUCUUCAUCAAACUUCAUCAAAUGAUGCGCUGACCUCAUAUUAUGAGAUGUUUUUUUUUUUUUUUCUAUCAGAUACGUUAUCAGUGAAAGAGGGAUGUAAUUUUAUUGUCUGAAUCUUGCAAGAUCCAGCAGUUUGUCCUGUCUUCACAAUCGUAAUUGCUUGAUUUUAUUUCGAGCACCAGAAGCCCGUGUGUUGUCUUAUUAAGUGAGUUAUUCCAUUUCCGA